Molecule: messenger RNA, 3075 nt
Organism: Haliotis rufescens (red abalone)
Lineage: Eukaryota; Metazoa; Mollusca; Gastropoda; Lepetellida; Haliotidae
Exons: 4
Coding region: 312-2435 (707 amino acids)
Source: RefSeq, a predicted model, not a curated record
AUUUUAUGCCAAUGCCACACACAUUUUCACACAUAAAGUCAUGAUGAAAUCCAGAUUGCAACGUAAAAUGCCAUUCUUACACACGUAAGUAGUGUUGUUCUGUAAUUAACUAGCAUCAUGUUACCACAAAUGGGAGAUGGAUUUCAUCAACAUCACAUUAACAUUGAAUACAAUACAUACACUGUGCACCUGAGCAUGGAAAUGUUGACCGGUACAAGCCCGUAUGUUUCACAUGAUCAGAGAACCCCCGUAGUAUUACUGCAAAGCGAGCCACCAUUCUUAGUUUCGCAUCAAGUCGCAUUGCUGUGCCCAUGGAGUUUUCCGUGACAACCAUAUACUGUUUACUGGUCAUAGGAUUACCAGCCAGUCUAUGCAUCGACCCCGCACAACCCAAGUGUCUAGGCCGAUGCGAGGACCAGUUCUCAAGAGCAUUUGCGGAUCCAGUUUCCAUUUGCAGUGCCUAUGCAACAUACUUAUCCUGCGUCACCAAUGCUACCGCGCAGUGUCCCAACGCGGACACCGGUGCUGUUAAAACCAGGCUACAGGAAAGUAGACGUACUUGCCAACAACAAAAAUGUCAACCAGAAUUGUGUGGAAAUAACAGUGUGAGAAAGGUCGCCGAUAAAGACUAUGUUGAUGCUGACACGGAUGAACGAGCGAAUCUCAAGAGUAGAGAGGUUCAUCCAUCGGAAGCGAACAAGACAAGUAUGGUGGGAACUCUCGCAGGUGCGCUACGGGUGGGGCGUUCACGUUCACCAGGAAAGGCAAGGAAAUCUCCAGGAUGGGCAGGGAUGCCUCUGGGUGUGGGAGGGCGAUCUAAAGAUUCGGCAGGGAAAUCUCUAGGAAAAGCAGGGGGAUCAAUAGGAACGGCAGGGACAUCCCCAGGAAAGGCGGGGAGAUCCCCAGGAACGGCGGGGAGAUCCCCAGGAACGGCAGGGAGAUCUCCAGGAACGGCGGGGAGAUCUCCAGGAACGACGGGGAGAUCUCCAGGAACGGCGGGGAGAUCUCAAGGAACGGCAGGGAGAUCCCCAGGAACGGCAGGGAGAUCCCCAGGAACGGCGGGGAGAUCUCCAGGAACGACGGGGAGAUCUCCAGGAACGGCGGGGAGAUCUCCAGGAACGGCAGGGAGAUCCCCAGGAACGGCAGGGAGAUCCCCAGGAACGGCGGGGAGAUCCCCAGGAACGGCGAUGAGAUCCUCAGCAACGGCAGGGAUGUCUCCAGAUUCGGCAGGGAAAUCUGGAAAAACAGGGAGAUCUCAGGGAUCGGUAUGGGGAUCUCCAAGAACGGCGAUGAGAUCCUCAGCAACGGCAGGGAUGUCUCCAGAUUCGGCAGGGAAAUCUGGAAAAACAGGGAGAUCUCAGGGAUCGGUAGGGGGAUCUCCAGGAACGGCAAGGAGAUCUCCAGGAACGGCAGGAAGACCUAGAGGAUCGGCAGGGACAGCUUAUGUGCCUGGUGACGACGAAGUAGAGACUACACGAAAUAUAAAUGCUGUCGAUCAGAAUGGAAAUGGUGCAGGAACUAGAAGGCGCAAUGAGGACAUAAUGAUAGAGGAUCGAAACACUGCAGAGAGAAAUAAUGACGCUGUGCAAGGCAGGGAUUCUGGAGCGGGCACACGGCGGCAAGGAUCUGGUAGGGGUGUCUCCGGGUAUGAAGGAAGGGGUAACGAUGUUGAUUUUGGAGCGGGUACUUUGUGGAAAGAAACGGGUAGGGAUGGCUCCGGGUCUGAAGGAAGGGGUAAAGAUGUGGAUUUUGGAGCGGGUACUUUGCGGAAAGAAACGGGUAGGGGUGGCUCCGGGUCUGAAGGAAGGGGUAAAGAUGUGGAUUUUGGAGCGGGUACUUUGCGGAAAGAAACGGGUAGGGGUGGCUCCGGGUCUGAAGGAAGAGGUAACGAUGUUGAUUUUGGAGCGGGUACUUUGCGUCCAGGAACGGCUGGGGGUGGCUCCGGGACUCAAGUCAAGGGAAAGGAUGACGAUGCUCACACAUCGGUUAAUGGAAGAGAGGGUCUAACAUCUCAAGAAACUAACGUUGGGCCACCGCAAGUUGAGAAAAGCAAGAUCAAGGAGAAUGGCGAGGAUGAUACAGCAGACGAUGAAUAUGGGUACGGAGAAUUUGAGGAAGAUGCUGGCUUGAAAACUGAUGUAGAUUAUGCAGAGGAUGAAAACUCUACUAAGAAAGAUGAUGACAAACGGCAGGCAGACCCGGAAGCCAUUGCCUAUGAGGACGGCCUGUCCAAUGGAUCCACGGUCGCUGAUCUCGGAGACACAUCGGAAGCGGUAACUCAAGCGAACGAAACUGGGAAUUCUACUUUCCGUCCCAGUGGGAACAACUCGGCGGAGGGCUUCAAACAGAAUAUGUUAUGGAUUCUCUGUAGUUUGACCUUAUGCCUUGUUAUUUCUGAGCUGAUGCCCGUUCGGCAUCUGAAUACGAGUCUGUAAAAGAAUAAUCUGAAACGCUGUCUGUGGGUUGAUGGGAGUUUAAUGCAUGUGAUAUGAAGCACACGAUUGUGCAGAUCAUUGCAGUUUAUAUGAAAGCAUUAUAUUUUUUCUUGGUAUACGGAUCCGUUGACCUUAAAAAUGAAAAUUCAGAAAAAUAAAUAAAAUCAGAAUGACAUUUUUUUUAUACCGCUUACGGUAAAGAUCGCUUUUACCAUAAAAAGAAUAAACUUGUAUAUGACUUAAACAAAUACAGUCCUUACGAUUAAUCGUCAUUUUUUGUUGUUGAUAUCAUCUUAUCGCUCUAAAUGAAAUACACAUGUAUUAAGAUGAUUACAAAAUUCCUUAACAAUGUAUUUUAAAAGCAAACACUCAACAUCCGACCAUAACUUUCCCUAUAAAAAUCCGUAAACUAAACAAGAAUGUCUGGCCUAACUGGAUAAUUUUUUUUGAAUUAAACUUACGAGAGAUGCUUGUGGGAGUUGCCUGUUGCAUCAUGGGCACAUAUACUGAGUUGGAAAAGAAACUAUACAUCUCAGUUGAUUUUAUCAUAUGUUUGAUUUUCAAGUUUGAAAAUAUCUUAAGUCAGCAAUUGUAUAUAAAAAACGAACUGUUCCGGCGCUAAGUUAGCACUCAAAGAAUA